Cyprinodon variegatus (sheepshead minnow) is the source of this 652-nucleotide messenger RNA. RefSeq names its product astacin-like metalloendopeptidase. Gene Ontology annotation, molecular function: metalloendopeptidase activity. The record is from RefSeq and is a predicted model, not a curated record. The transcript is spliced from 8 exons. NCBI's taxonomy places the organism in Eukaryota, Metazoa, Chordata, Actinopteri, Cyprinodontiformes, Cyprinodontidae. Gene Ontology annotation, biological process: proteolysis. Bases 88 to 564 code for a protein of 158 amino acids.
AGCACCUGCUGCAUCCAGCAUCAGACUCCAGGUGAAGCAGAUUCAGACUUUUUCAGGUCAUAAGGUUCCCUGCAGAGGAGAAGCAACAUGAUUCCAGUUUUCCUCUUUCUCCUCUUCCUCUCGAUGACAGCUGUUCCACUGAGAGCAGCUGACAAUGAAAACCAAAUUGAUGAGAACACAGAUCCCACUGAGGUCAUCUCCAAAGCAAAUGCCGACAUAAAGACACCACUCAUCUUUGGUGACAUUGCACCGAGCAGAAAGAGGAAUGCAGUACCAUGCACAGCAACGGGCUGCAAAUGGCCCAAAUCUGGAAGUUAUGUCUAUAUUCCCAUCUACAUUUCCAAUCAGUACUCAGGAAAAGAACACAACUUUAGGAAAGUGAAUACUAACAACCAAGGGACUGGCUAUGACUUCAACUCGGUUAUGCAUUACUCUAACACUGCCUUUUCUAGAAAUGGCCAACCAACAAUAAUUUCUAAAGAUAAUCCUAGCCUCAGUUUUGGAAGGGCAGCAUCAAUGAGCGCCACUGACAUUGCCCGCAUCAACAAACUUUACGGAUGCUGAAUCAACCUCCAGAAACUUCACCUUGCCAGCGAUAUCCCUGACCUGCUCUGAUCUUCUCCUCACACAGAAUCUAAGCGUAAAGUUUUAG